AUGGAUGAUCGAUGCCUUCGGAACGCCACUUGCAAGUGUAGCAUGUGCGCAAACUUUGACGUAGCGUCUCUCAUCAGCAUUUCCAAGGCCAUUUCAUCUAACAUUAAGUAUGGAGAUAGUGAAGACGACGAUACAGAACACAAUACAAUCGCUUCGCUGCCCAAAAUUAGCGGCGUUGCCCAUUCACCGCCUGUCCCGUCCCAAUUGGCGACAGUUAAGGCUGAUUCUCCACCGUUAACAGCCACAAUGAGGCCACCACCGACUCCAACAAUUGUCCAGACUAUCAGUAUUGCUGCCUCGACAGACGAUGUUGUCAUGACUGAUCCUGAAGCAUCGUCGCUUUCUAAAAUGGAGGUUGAUAGUUCCACAGUCAAUAAUGAACAAAAUGACACAAUUGGCAUCGACGUUGUACUACCAAAACUGACAGAUACGAACUGGAAAGUGCGGAAAGAAGGAUAUGAAGAACUGAAGACAUUGUUUGAGCAGUCAGAAUUUGAUUCGAAACAAGCAGAAGUAGUUUUAGAUCUGUUCCCAAAGAUGUGUGAAGAUACGAAUGCCAGUGCUAUGGAGGCAGGAAUUGCUGCUGUACUGACGUAUACUCAAGCUGUAGAGCCUUUUAAUGAAGGUAUUGUGAGUGGAGUGAUGACCCGUGUCAUCGAUAAAGGAUUUUCAGCACGACCAGGCAUCGUAAAGCUUGGGACGGAGCUUACAGAUGCAUUCAUUGCAGCAGGUGCUGCUGAAAAGACAGUAACGGCUUUAUUGGAAGGAACGACGAACCGUAAGCCUAAAGUACCACCAGUUUGUGCCACAUGUAUACUUGAUGCAUUAAAGGAGUAUGGACCACGCGUUGUCCCGCUGCAAGCCAUUAAAGCAGCGUUACCGAAAUUGAUGGAAGGGGCAGUAAAAGUACGUCCGAUUGCGAUGAGUGUGAUGGUGGAGAUACAUCGCUGGACUGGUACAGCUCUGCUUCAAGAUAUAUUGGCUAAUUUACGACAGGCGCAGCAGACAGAAUUUGAAGAAAAAACAAAGGACAUUGUACCUGGCCAGGUUGUACCCACAAAGUUCGUCAGAGGUGCUCAGUCGAUCAAAGCAGCUGCUGGAUCAUCGAGACGUCAGGAUUCAAUGAAUGGUAUCAGCCUGGCUGAUUCCUCUUCAGCUUUUGACCCGCGAGAAUUUGUAGAGACCGUUGAUUUGCUGGUCAAGCUAUCAAAGUCGGAAUUCAGGAAAAAAUUAGCACUACCAAAGUGGAGCGAAAAAGUGGAGGCUCUGAAAAUUGUACUGGAACUGAUCGGACCCGUUCCAAAACUAGCAAAUGGCGAUUACUAUGAACUUGUGUCGACAUUAAAAGCACUGACAAAUGACUCGAAUGUCAACAUUGUAGCCAAGUCUAUCGAAGUGCUUGGUGUGCUAGCCGACGGCUUACGUAAAAAUUUCACGCAGUAUGCUCGGAUCAUGUUUCCAGAACUUUUGCGAAAACUUUCAGACAAAAAGGCUUUGAUUUUGAGUGCAACCAAUAGAGCAUUAGACUUGUUUCUCCAGCAUGCUUUGACCAUAGAGAUGAUGAUGGAGGAGCUCAAGCUGGCAUGCGAUUCGACAAAGAAUAAGGCCCCACCAGCCCGCGUUCAAACGAUGGCUUUUAUAGCUCGAGCUGUGGAAAAUCGCUAUGUAGAUCUAAAUGAUAAGACGCUAAUCGUGUCACUAGGGGGAAUGUUUCUGAAAGGCAUCGAUGACACAGAUCCGAAGGUGCGGGAAGCAGGUCAAAAAUACUUUAUUGAACUUUUACAAGCGACUGACCAAACAGCUGGAUGGCUACAAAUAAUUAUGGACGAGAUUGCGCGCAAGAAUCCUCGAGCACACAAGACAAUUCAGCGAGGUCUUAGCGGCGGUGUGUCUUCCGCGGUCUCUUCUCGUCCGAAUAGUGCUCAAUCUUCUCGGGCCGAGAGUGCGUCAUCCUCCCGUCCACCUUCGCGCCCGGGUAGCGCAGGAAGUUCUGCAAGUCGCUCUAGUUUUAUCGAAUCUCGGAAAUCUGAGCCGGACAUGGACGUAGAAAUGGAGAGCACUCCUGCCGCUGCACCUGCUCCUGUUGACCCUCGUCGUCCUUUAUUAAAAAAGCGUGGACCUCAAACUCGGACAGGAAUAAAGUUUAGCACCGCAUCAAAUACAGCCUCAACAAAAAGACCCCCAGCUUCUGGGCCAGGAAGUGGUAUGUCAAAUAAUGGAGGUGCAAGCAUUAACUUUACACCUGUGGCAAUUUCUGUCACAGCAGAAGAAGCAGAGGAACAUCUUACUGCACUUCAAAUUGAAAAUUGGUGUACAAUUAAGGAAAGGUUUGCUAGCUCCAAGUGGAUGGAACGAAAAGAAGCGAUUGAAGAAAUUGAAGGGUACGUCAAGGAGAAAUCCAACACGAUGAAUUUGAGCAUAAUCGAGGCGUUCACUAUUUAUCUUUCAAAGCAAGUGAAGGAUUUCAAGGAUAGUAACAUCAAUGUACUGAAGAGUGCAUUUCAAGCAGUAGGAACUUUUGCAGAAAGCGUUGCUGGCAAGUUCUCACGGGGUGUUGUAUGUCUUGUUACUCCUCGCGCGUGUGAAAAGAUUGGCGACAAGAAAGCAAACGAGACGAUCCGAACGAUGAUGAUGCAGUUUUGUGAAGCGACAGGUCCAUCAUAUACUAUGGGCUGUAUGAUUGACUACAUGCCAAAAGUUCGCUUACCGCUCGCACAUUUUGAAGCCUUGUCGGUCUUAUCCGAUUGUGUUAAAGAUUUUGGAGUAUCGAUGUGCAAUCCGCGGGCGCUUAUCGACUAUGUAAAAGGCCCUCAAGGUCUUGAAGCUUCCAAUCCCAAAGUUCGUACAGCUGCAAUAUCUUUGCUUAGUACCAUGUACUCGCAACUUGGACCUGCACUAGUUCCAAUCUUGAAUCUUGACAGCUGGAAACCAGCGUUGGCCAAGAGCGUAGAGGAAGAGUUUCAAAGAGUGGGCUUUGAUCCAUCAAAAGCAAUGAGCACCGUGAAGCGCCAAGUGAAGGGUCAAGAAGAGGUACCUGCUGCGGCAGACCCUGGUGCGCUGUUUGGUCGGAAAGAUAUAAGUAGCGAGAUUACCAAAGAUUUACUUGACGACAUGAAAAACGAGACUGACAAGGUGGCUUGGAAGAAGCGUGCAGAGGCGAUGGAUCGUGUCCAAGCCAUGUGUGAAAGUGCCGGCUAUGCGAUCGAGUUCACGCGACCUGUGCAAGAAGUACUUAGAAGUUUGAAAAUUCGGCUCAACGAUGCGAAUGCGAAUUUGAAGGUGAAAGCUGCGAACGUGAUUGGAGUUGUGGCAUCAAGCGUUGGACCUGACAUUGCCAAAAUGUCAAAAAUUCUUGGCGCGAGCUUGAUCGCUGGAGUGGCCGACAAUAAGAAGGCAAUGCAAGCUGCCGCGAUUCAAGCGCUUCAUAGAUGGGUUCGCCACAACAACAAAACCUCGUCUACUUGCAUGGAGAGCCUCACGGCGUCUCUGUCGGAGGGACUUUUAAAUUCGGUCGGACGCGCUGAGCUGCUUGGAUGGGCAGUGGAACAUUUGCGAAACUGUGACAAGCUCGACUUGACUUGCCUCGUGGCUCCAACUGUGCAAUGCAUAAUGGACAAAUCUUCUGAAGCGCGUGAGAAAGCUCAAGUUUUGCUUGUGGAAGUGAUGAAAUCCGUCGGCAAGGAAACUGUGUUGACAAUUGGAUGUCGUGACAUUAAGCCAGCUGCCAUGCGUGCUCUGAAGCCGAUACUGCAAAAAGCGUGUGAAAUGGUUGAUGCCGUUGAAAACACAGCUAGUAUGGACGAUGCUGUGUCUGUCGCUGUAGCAACGCCAUCGACCCCUACUACAAAAUCAUCUGCAGGUCAUAACUCUGCGGAUAGUAGUGUGAUGCGCAGAAGAGCUAGUCCAUCUGCAUCUGGCAAUACACCGAUUAAAUCGCGGAUUGCACGUCCUUCUUCGAUUCGGGCCUCACUGACGUCCUCUUCCUCGCUUUCAGAAAACGCAACGAAGGCUGUGCCAUUACUGAAAAUGAGUACCAAUAAAACGUCUCGAUUGUCCAAGGGCCAAUUCAACAAGUGGAUAUUCGAAACGACAUCCGUGAGUGAAAUGAAGUCACGGAAAAAUGAGAUCGAGGUCGAAUGGAAACCGUUUUUGUCACCAGAAUUUCAUGCCAAGUUGUUUGCUCCUUCCUUGGACAAAGGAAUGUUAGCUGCACUGGAUGAGCUGAUGCUGUGUAUAAUCAACCAGAAAGAUGAAGUGAUAUCGUCACUUGAUCUCAUUUUGAAAUGGUGCACUCUUCGAAUUGUAGACAAUAACGUGCAGGCAUUGGCAAAGUUGCUAGAAGUAUUGGUGAAACUGUUACAGAUGCUAAAAGGCGCUGGAUACCUGCUGGAUGACGUCGAAGCUUCAAUUUUGUUACCGUAUCUUCUUCAAGAAAGUGGUCAGUCGAAGCCACGCUUCCGCAUUCGCUUUCGUGACGUAAUGAAGCUCGUUGUGGACGUAUUCAGCCCGGAACGAUAUGUCCCAUACUUGAUCGAUUGUUUCAAUGGAUCAAAAAAUAUGAAGAGUAGAUGCGAAUGCAUUGACUUGGUUGAAUACAUUGUCACUGUGUACGGGCAUCACGUCAUAGGCCGCAAGUGUGUAAGGGAAGUGAGCAAGUAUGUCGUUGCUCACGAAAAGGAGCUUCGCGAAAGCGCUAUUAGUUUACUUGUGAGCGUGUACACUCGGACGGAAGGCACGAAUCCUGACAAGUUUUUUCGGUACGCGGGAAUUACCACGCAACAGGGCAUGGAUUUGCUUACUGCUCGUUUGAAGCAUUUGCCUGUAAGCAGUGUGCCCAGUGUAGCUGCUUCCACGCUUGGACCAAAGAUUACAUUUGAGCGAGAGAAUUCUCAACAAAGGACAGGAUUUGGCUUUGCACGAGCUUCUGCUGUUGCUGUACCAGCUACAAUGACAAAUUCUGUGCCUGAAACCCAGGAACUCGCUGAAACCCAGGAACUCGCUGAAACCCAGGAACUCGCUGUCGAUGAUGAUGUGGACAUGAGCAGACCAGCUAGCGAGGCAGAUGACGACGAAUCACACGGCGCGGCAAUCGAAGAGCUAUUGUUGCGACCUAUCGAGGGUCUAAUAAACUCAUCUAAGGAAGUUAUUCCGGCCGGAUCUCCUGCCUACAAGGAAGGCGGCAAUGCAUUGAAGGGGUUGUAUGCGAUUAUUAACCGUCCUACGGAUCCAUCUGAGAUUGAGUUUUUGCAUUCAUAUGUCAACGAGAUCGUUUUGGCUUUAUGUGACUGCAUUCAUGGUGCCUUCUACGCUGGCAACGCGGAAAAGAGACCGGAAAUGUAUAUUCUUGCAAUCAGCAUCACCACGCUGACUGUCGUUUUUAACAGCGAAGCCGUAACAAGUUUGCACCGCUUCACUGUAGAGCGCGUGUUGCUGGAGUUGUGCUCAAAGAUAAUGGACCCACGCAUGGAGAAAUUUGCGUCAAAGGCGAAUAUGCCAGCUUCUGAAAUUGCGAUGCUUCCUCCCGAAGAGAAGCGGUACCUGAUGGUUUUUAAGGCGCUUUACAAGGCAAUGAGAAAUUUAACAGAGCGCGCAAAACCCGGCGAUGUAUAUCCGUCAGUAAUCAACUUGUUGCAACGUCUCAUGCACAAUGACGUCGGUGAUUACAACAAAAAUGACACGCUUAAGCAUUUGUUAAAGGAAGACUCACUUGAUCAGCUCGUGGGACGAAUUUUGUUAAAGCUGUCAACAAUUCAAGCCAACUCGCUUAAUCCUUUUGAAGGGAUUGACAUUUUUGGUGUGCUUAUGCAAAUGCACAUGUUUUUAUCAACCUUACCUGGAGCGGAAGUGAUGAUGGUUGAUAUUGCUAAUGAUAACAUGCGUUCGGCUUUGAAGAUUAUGGCGGAAAGUCUAAUUAAAACACGAUCAAGCGUUUUUGAAGCAUCGAUGAAGGACAUUCCGCCAACUUCUCCGGUUCGUCAAGCACUUAGAGAUAUGGGCGUUGGCCAGAAGAAGGAGCAGGAAGUAACUGAGUCUACGAACUUGCGUCAUAAAGAAACUAGCAUUGCUAGCAUUGGCACUAACAGCUUGUCAUCAAGUGCAUCGCGAAUCACGAGCCAUUUUGGUGCCAGCAGUGCCUCUAAUGGUGCAGCUACUAUACCAGAGGAAAGCUUGACACGACGCUUAUUCCCGCCGCGUGGUAGCAGUAGUGUGACGCAAUCGGUCAGGACAGCGUCAGCGGCACUGUCAUCGACUGGAACGGCACUGGCUGGAGGAACUCGUGGCCGAAGCUUUACAUCUUUUCACGCUUUUGCUGCAAAUCGUGGCUUAGCGAGCACUACGUCGCGUCCGUCAACCACAAGUGCACAAUUAGAUAAUCUCCGAGAACGUUUGCAAAUGUCUCGCCAUUUUAGCUAG
Plasmopara halstedii is the source of this 6414-nucleotide messenger RNA. Its product is annotated as Microtubule-associated protein. Gene Ontology annotation, biological process: centrosome duplication; microtubule polymerization; establishment or maintenance of microtubule cytoskeleton polarity. Gene Ontology annotation, molecular function: microtubule plus end polymerase activity; microtubule plus-end binding. The record is from RefSeq and is a predicted model, not a curated record. Gene Ontology annotation, cellular component: centrosome; kinetochore; microtubule plus-end. NCBI's taxonomy places the organism in Eukaryota, Oomycota, Peronosporomycetes, Peronosporales, Peronosporaceae. The coding region runs from base 1 to 6414 and encodes 2137 amino acids. The transcript has a single exon.